Molecule: messenger RNA, 1255 nt
Organism: Oncorhynchus nerka (sockeye salmon)
Lineage: Eukaryota; Metazoa; Chordata; Actinopteri; Salmoniformes; Salmonidae
Product: S-formylglutathione hydrolase
Biological process (GO): formaldehyde catabolic process
Cellular component (GO): cytosol
Molecular function (GO): S-formylglutathione hydrolase activity
Source: RefSeq, a predicted model, not a curated record
AUGUCUUUGUCCAGCACUGAGCUCAAGUGUCAAAUUAAUUUUGCCAUCUACCUGCCUCCCAAGACUGAGAAUGGGAAGUGUCCUGUCUUGUACUGGCUCUCGGGAUUGACUUGCAUGGAGCAGAACUUCAUCACCAAUGCUGGCAGUCAGCCUGAGCAUGGAACCAUCAUCGCUGCACCAGACACCAGCCCACUUACGACCAACCGUGGUUGUAACAUCGAGGGUAAAGAUGAGAGCUGGGACUUUGGCACAGGGGCUGGUUUCUAUGUCAACGCCACCAAGAAGAGCAACUACCGCAUGUACGCCUACGUCAGCUCUCAACUCUCUCAUUUGAUCAAUGCUAACUUCCCCACUGACCAAGAGAAUAUUCACGGAGCCCUGAAGAACCCUGGAAAAUACAAGGCAUGUCUGUGUCUCUUGUUUGCCACCAUCUGCAACCCCAGCCAGAAGGCCUUCAAUGGGUACCUGGGAAAAGACAAGAAAGCCUGGGAGGCGUAUGAUGUCACGGUGCUUGCAGCGUCCUACUCCGGCCCUCUGCUGGACAUCCUGAUCGACCAGGGCAGUGAUGACUAGUUCCUGUCGACCAGUCAUUUGCUUCCUGACAACCUGAUCGCCUCCUGCUCAGAGAACAUCCCUGUGGUGUUCAGGCUGCAGCCGGGCUACGACCAUAGCUACUUCUUCAUCAACGACCACAUUAAGCACCAUGCCAAGUUCCUCAACGCUUAAGACCAUGACUGCUGGACCAGAACCCAACCAGGCGUUCUCCUCUAUGCCUUCUCCUCCCAACUGUGCACCUGCUACUAUGCACCUGUCCCAUACAGAGAGACGUAGGUGCCUGGUGAACUGACAUUAACCUGAUACACCUGGUGAGCUGAAAUGAACACACCUGCUGUGUUGAGUCAAGCUGAGAAAAAGACAAUAGUGAAAGCAGGAUGUUUGUUAAGAGGAGCUUGCUUGCCACCCACAUGGUCACUCCAACUGGAUAAAAAAAAAAUGUUACUCUUUUUGAUUACAUUUGUUUCCAUCUUAUGACCUUAGGCUCACACACUGACAUCUUAGACCAAUACAAAACACAUGUGGACUAAAGACCAAACAUAAGACUGUUUUUUUCAGAUAAGGUCUUUACUCAAAGUGAUGAGAAAUAUAUAGAGUAUUCACAGCAGUUACGGUGACGUUAAAGGGGUGUUUCAUGCAAUCAAAUCCAAAUUGCUGUACAACAAAUACACCAAUUUGACAAAUGGUACAAAAUUGUAUA